Lineus longissimus is the source of this 1876-nucleotide messenger RNA. Its product is annotated as dimethyladenosine transferase 1, mitochondrial-like. The record is from RefSeq and is a predicted model, not a curated record. Gene Ontology annotation, molecular function: mitochondrial transcription factor activity; rRNA (adenine-N6,N6-)-dimethyltransferase activity. Gene Ontology annotation, biological process: rRNA methylation; transcription initiation at mitochondrial promoter. Gene Ontology annotation, cellular component: mitochondrial matrix. Bases 76 to 1158 code for a protein of 360 amino acids. The transcript is spliced from 4 exons. NCBI's taxonomy places the organism in Eukaryota, Metazoa, Nemertea, Pilidiophora, Heteronemertea, Lineidae.
CCGCGUGCACGCACCACAAAACGAAUAAAACGACUGGUUAUUUGGUUAUUUUGCCGUCUAAAAAGUUAGAAUUUCAUGAUGAGGUUACCUCCUUUACCUUCUGUGAGAGACAUUAUUCGCAUCUACAAGCUGAGGGCAUUGAAACAGCUCUCUCAAAAUUUCUUGCUAAAUGAAAGAAUCACACGAAAAAUUGUCAAAUGUGCUGGAAAAAUUAAAGAUAAAUUUGUGUGCGAGGUUGGCCCGGGUCCUGGAGGAAUCACGAGAGCUAUUCUAGAAGCUGGCCCGAAAGCUGUCGUCGUUGUCGAAAAGGAUCGACGUUUUUUCCCAACGUUGAAGAUGUUGCAAGAGUCUGUGGACUCCCCUUUAGUAAUUGUUCACGGGGACAUCCUCAGUUUUGAAAUGGACAAUGUUUUCCCUGAGUACUUAAAAAAACCCUGGGAAGACAAGCCACCGGACAUCCACAUCAUCGGAAAUCUACCAUUCAGUGUCUCAACAGCGCUCAUUGUGAAAUGGAUGGAGGAUAUAUCAGAAAGAAGGGGCGCAUGGCGGUAUGGAAGGACGCCUCUUACGUUGACGUUUCAGAAGGAGGUUGGCGAAAGGAUGGUUGCCGACACUGAGGAUGAGCAGAGGUCCCGGUUAUCGAUAUUGUGCCAGUAUCUCUGCGAGGUAGAAUCUAAAUUCAUCAUACCUGGUAGUGCCUUCGUUCCAAAGCCUGAAGUGGAUGUAGCUGUGGUACACUUUGUUCCACGUGUCGAACCUCGCAUCAAAGUGCCAUUCAAACGAGUUGAGAAAGUAAUCCGCUUGACGUUUCAACAUCGGAACAAGGUCUUGAAAAAUUGUAUCGACACAUUCUUCCCUCCCCAACGUCCAGAUCUUGUCGAAGAGAUUUUCCGACGAUCGAUGCUCCAUCCAGGUUUACGACCGCGGCAACUCACCCUCGGGGACUUCAGAACGCUAUGUGACAUUUACCACGCGAUCUGCGAACGAGAACCAGAAAUUGCCAGUUACCAUUUCCGAUCGCGAAAGUCGGUGACGGAGUGGAACAAACGUAAGGCAAUAUGGCAGUCGAUAGCGGAACAGGGCGGGAUUCCUAGUCGAGACAUUUUAGCUGAAGAUUGUGAUAUGAACGUUUUUCAGGAACCAUUGGAGACAAGGUAGCGGGUUUCUCCAUCGUCUGUCGGCCUAAAUAAUUGUUUGUCGAAUGUUAGUUAUGAUAAUUGUGAGGGAAGGUAAUUAUAGCUAACUCGACUCCAUCCCAUGCUUCAUGGCUGUGAAUCCUAACAAUGGGUUUGCUAUGUAACUAAGUUCCAAACACUGGGUUCUUCGCAUUGUCGGUGUCAUGUUGGAAAGAAGAAGAAAACCUCUUCCUCGACAAUCUCAAAAUGCUCUAUCGCCCCCCUCAUCUGGGUUGGGGGGUCAUAUGGUGAAGGGUUGAAAGACAUCUCCUAGGGUAAUUGUAAGGGCGGGGGGUACAGCUGGAGGUGGAACAAUAUCGUCUUCAACAUAUUGCACAACUAGAACUUGAGUCUUUGGUCUGCAAGUGGGGAGAGGGGCAGCUGGAGGCAGAACAAUAUCGUCUUCAACAUAUUGCACAACUGAAACUUGAGGCUCGGGGUCUGGUAGUGGGGGGGGGGGGCAGCUUUUGGUGGAACAAUGAGGCUUUGGGUCUGCAUUUCAUUCACGAUGCAUCUAUAAAUAUAUACAUAUUGUGACAAGAGAAAAUGUCAGAGUUGACAGUAAAUUAUUUGCCUUGUUAACUCAUAAUUGUUUAUUUAAAAUGUUUGAAAUGUGAGAUUAUAUUGUUCAUUUUGACCUGCAUUUUGUAAAAUUUUAGAAAAUAAAUUAUCAAGGGCACUGUGUGGUCUUGUUGUGCAGA